Hyalella azteca is the source of this 426-nucleotide messenger RNA. RefSeq lists its product as uncharacterized. The coding region runs from base 1 to 426 and encodes 141 amino acids. NCBI's taxonomy places the organism in Eukaryota, Metazoa, Arthropoda, Malacostraca, Amphipoda, Hyalellidae. The record is from RefSeq and is a predicted model, not a curated record. The transcript is spliced from 2 exons.
AUGAAUUUCUCAGCGAUUCCCAACCGUUGCUUGUGCGUAGAGAUAUGUAAAUAUGGCAGCACACGGUGGCAGUGCGUCAGUGUCGCAUCAGGCAGGCCAGUAGAUUGUUUCUCUUACGCGUCACCAGCCCUCCAAGCCACACUGAACUCGAAGAGCACGACCGACUACCUGAGAGUGCAGCCAAUAUACAACCUGAAUAAACCGCCCCAGGGCACUUGCAUCGUCACUGAUCACCAGUCCGGACACAAGAUGCGUCUCAGGGCCUCCGGUGUUCUGCUGCUGCUCUUCAUGGCGCUCGUGGUGCGCGGUCAGCCUACGAGGGACGCUGGCACCUCGUGUGUCCACUGUCCGCCUGACCACCGCUGGCCAAGACCUGAUUUUGAUUGGCCAAGACCNAUCCGCACGAAAACAUGCAUCUGCGCUUAG